CGCGGUGGCUGCGGGCUGGCCCGCCUGCCGCCUGAGCUGGGACAAUGACUGAGGCUCGGAGGGACAGCUCCAGCAGCUUACAGCGAAAGAAACCACCAUGGCUCAAACUGGACAUCCCGACUUCAACUCCAGCCCCUGCUUCAGCCCCAGCCCUGGCCCCAGCCUCAGCAGCUGAGGAGCCCAUCUUUGUGCCGCCUCUGAAGCGUCAAGCCUUUCUGCGAAGUAUCAGCAUGCCAGCUGAGAGUGCCCGAGUGCCAUCCCCCCAUGAACCAAUGCGGCGCCCAGCCUUGCAGAGACAGACGUCCAUCACCCAGACCAUCCGCAGGGGCACAGCUGACUGGUUUGGGGUGAGCAAGGACAGUGACACCAACCAGAAAUGGCAACGUAAGAGCAUCCGUCAUUGCAGCCAGCGAUACGGGAAGUUGAAACCCCAAGUGAUCCGGGAGAUGGAUCUCCCGAGCCAGGACAACAUCUCUCUCACCAGCACCGAAACUCCUCCCCCGCUCUACGUAGGGCCCUGCCAGCUGGGCAUGCAGAAGAUCAUCGACCCGCUGGCCCGAGGCCGGGCAUUCCGCGUGGCAGACGACAUGGAUGGCUACAGCAUCCCUCACACACCUAUCACACCUGGGGCCACCUCCCUCUGCUCCUUCACUAGCUCCCGCUCCGGCUUCAAUCGCCUGCCAAGGAGGCGCAAGAGGGAAUCUGUCGCCAAGAUGAGCUUCCGGGCAGCAGCCGCUCUCGUGAAGGGCCGAUCUGUGAGGGAAAGCACCUUGCGCAGGGCCCAGAGACGAAGCUUCACACCUGCCAGUUUCCUAGAGGAAGAUACCGUGGACUUCCCUGAUGAACUGGACACGUCCUUCUUUGCUCGGGAAGGAGUCCUCCACGAGGAGCUGUCCACCUACCCGGAUGAGGUGUUUGAAUCGCCUUCAGAAGCCGCGCUCAAAGAGUGGGAAGAGAAGCCGCCGGAGCAGGCAGACCUCACCGGAGGCGCCCUGGACAAGAGCGAGCUGGAAAGAAGCCAUCUGAUGCUACCUCUGGAGCGGGGGUGGCGGAAGCAGAAGGAGGGGGCUGCCGUAGCUCCCCAGCCCAAGGUGCGGCUGCGGCAGGAGGUGGUGAGCGUGGCAGGGCCACGGCGGGGUCAACGCAUUGCCGUGCCGGUCAGGAAGCUGUUUGCCAAAGAGAAGAGGCCCUACGGACUGGGCAUGGUGGGCCGGCUCACCAAUCGCACCUAUCGGAAGCGCAUAGACAGCUACGUUAAGCGACAGAUUGAGGACAUGGAUGACCACAGGCCCUUCUUUACCUACUGGCUGACGUUUGUGCACUCCCUCAUCACCAUCCUGGCUGUGUGUAUCUAUGGCAUUGCUCCUGUUGGCUUCUCUCAGCAUGAGACAGUAGACUCGGUCCUGAGGAACAGAGGGGUUUAUGAGAAUGUUAAGUAUGUGCAACAGGAGAACUUCUGGAUCGGGCCAAGUUCAGAGGCACUCAUCCACCUCGGGGCCAAGUUUUCCCCAUGCAUGCGGCAGGACCAGCAGGUGCACAACUUCAUCCAGGCCACCCGGGAGCGAGAGAAGCACUCGGCCUGCUGUGUGCGCAAUGACCGAUCGGGCUGUGUACAGACUUCCGAGGAGGAGUGCUCUUCCACACUGGCUGUAUGGGUGAAGUGGCCUGUUCACCCCAGCACUCCCUAUCUGGCUGGAAACAAGAGGCAGUUCGGCUCUGUCUGCCACCAGGACCCCAGGGUAUGUGACGAGCCAUCAUCCGAGGACCCACACGAAUGGCCGGAUGACAUCACUAAAUGGCCGAUCUGCACCAAAAACAGCGCUGGGAACCACACCAACCACCUCCAUAUGGACUGUGCCAUCACCGGGAGGCCUUGCUGCAUCGGUACCAAAGGAAGGUGUGAAAUCACCUCUCGGGAAUACUGUGACUUCAUGAGGGGCUAUUUCCAUGAGGAGGCCACACUGUGUUCCCAGGUGCACUGCAUGGAUGACGUCUGUGGCCUUCUGCCCUUUCUUAACCCCGAGGUUCCUGACCAGUUCUAUCGUCUCUGGCUCUCCCUUUUCCUACAUGCUGGGAUCUUGCACUGCCUGGUAUCUGUCUGCUUCCAGAUGACGAUCCUUAGGGAUCUGGAGAAGCUAGCCGGGUGGCACCGCAUAUCCAUCAUCUACCUUCUGAGUGGUAUCACAGGCAACCUGGCCAGUGCCAUUUUUCUGCCCUACCGGGCUGAGGUUGGCCCCGCAGGCUCCCAGUUCGGCAUUCUGGCAUGCCUCUUUGUGGAGCUGUUCCAGAGCUGGCAGAUCCUGGCCCGGCCUUGGCGAGCCUUCUUCAAGCUUCUGGCUGUGGUGCUGUUCCUCUUCACCUUUGGUCUCCUGCCCUGGAUCGACAAUUUUGCUCACAUCUCUGGCUUCGUCAGUGGCUUCUUCCUUUCCUUUGCCUUCCUGCCCUACAUCAGCUUUGGCAAGUUUGACCUGUACCGCAAGCGGUGCCAGAUCAUCGUCUUCCAGAUCGUCUUCCUGGGGCUCCUCUCUGGCCUGGUGAUCCUCUUCUACUUCUACCCAAUCCGGUGUGAGUGGUGUGAGCUCCUCACAUGCAUCCCCUUCACAGACAAGUUUUGUGAGAAAUAUGAAUUGGAUGCUCAGCUCCACUGAUCCAGGGCCGUGGGAGGUGGAACUUGGAAGGGGGGACAGUGGUACCGGAGCUGGGAGCUGUGUCUCCCUCUCCCCCAGGUGGGGACAGACCCGGAUCCCAUCCCACUGGCCAAUCUUGCCCACCUCCCACCCGGGCUUCCACACUCGGCAGUGCAGCCUGGCCCUGCCUCAUCUCACCAUGACUCACAUGUUUCCUGAAAACAGAAUGAUUGUGCCUUGUUCAGUUUUGUUGAACCCCUUUUAUGCCUCCAGGUUUUUAUUAUACUAGUGUCCAUAACUACCUUUUUAACUAGCCCAGCUGACGACCACCACGUGUGGCCAAUAAAUGAAACGGGAGCGUUUUAGCUGCCAUUAACUCAGA
This is a messenger RNA of Vombatus ursinus (common wombat), 3009 nucleotides long. Its product is annotated as inactive rhomboid protein 1. Gene Ontology annotation, biological process: regulation of protein secretion; regulation of epidermal growth factor receptor signaling pathway. The record is from RefSeq and is a predicted model, not a curated record. The transcript is spliced from 18 exons. Gene Ontology annotation, molecular function: serine-type endopeptidase activity. The coding region runs from base 45 to 2648 and encodes 867 amino acids. Lineage: Eukaryota; Metazoa; Chordata; Mammalia; Diprotodontia; Vombatidae. Gene Ontology annotation, cellular component: endoplasmic reticulum membrane.